Oikopleura dioica is the source of this 858-nucleotide messenger RNA. NCBI's taxonomy places the organism in Eukaryota, Metazoa, Chordata, Appendicularia, Copelata, Oikopleuridae. The record is from the annotation of a GenBank genome assembly.
AUGGCAGACUUGCCUAAGAGCGCUUCUGAGUGCCCAAGAACUACUCCAACCACCGUUAUUACGGAGAACACAAGCCAGAAUAAUCCCAAGUGGGCACUGGCUGCCAACGCUUGGAAGCAAGCGCAAUCAGCGACGAUAACUUCUGCCCCAGUGCUUCAAGAUCCGCGAAAACUCAAACGAAAAUCUGUAAUCACUGAAGACGAUUCGGAGAUCUCACAGGCGAAGAAGGCUAAAUCGGAAAGUCCAAGACCCGCUAAAGCCCCAGAAGAUGUGACUAUCAACAACAAUACAGAAGAAAACACGCAUAUAAAGACUCACACUCCUGAUGCUGUCCAUGAUCCAUCGACAUCGAUCAAAUCAGAUCCCCUCGAAGAGUCGAGAAAACUGCCCAUUGCGACGGAGUCGAAGCGUCUCCAUGUCUCGAAUAUCCCCUUCCGCUUUCGCGAACCCGACCUACGUGAGAUGUUUGAAAAAUUCGGCAAGGUGACCGAAGUGGAAAUUAUCUUCAACGAUAGAGGAUCAAAGGGGUUCGGCUUUGUUUCCUACGCGGAUAAAGACGAUGCGGACCGCGCGAAGCGAGAGAUCAAUCACACCAAGAUCGACGGCAGGAUGAUCGAGGUGAACGACGCGACCGCUCGGAACAAAUCAAAACGCGGCCCAGCCGUUACGCAACAAGUAAUGAUGGGACUACCUGGCGCUGUUCCCGGUGUCUUCAUGAACCCCAUGAUUCGCCCCCAAAGCUUGAUUCGACCGGGCCUGGUCGUCCCGCACGAAGGACAUCCGUUCAUGCGCCACAUAAUUACGGGUCUAGACUCUACUGUGAAUGUUUCCGAAACGAAAAGAGUGACAUCCUCUUAG